Messenger RNA from Aspergillus pseudoviridinutans, 1899 nucleotides. Its product is annotated as putative FAD monooxygenase. NCBI's taxonomy places the organism in Eukaryota, Fungi, Ascomycota, Eurotiomycetes, Eurotiales, Aspergillaceae. Gene Ontology annotation, molecular function: FAD binding. Bases 1 to 1899 code for a protein of 632 amino acids. The record is from RefSeq and is a predicted model, not a curated record. The transcript is spliced from 2 exons.
AUGGCACACACACAAGAGAAAUAUGACAUUGUCAUCGUGGGCGCCGGCCCUGUUGGUAUUCUGCUGUCUCUCUGCAUGUCCCGCUGGGGCUACAAAGUGAAGCACAUCGACAACCGCCCGGUGCCUACCGCGACUGGCCGCGCCGAUGGUAUUCAGCCUCGCUCAACGGAGAUUCUCCGGAACCUGGGUCUGAAGCGUCAGAUCAUGGCUUACAAGCCAGCUAAGGUGUACGAUGUCGCUUUCUGGGAUCCUCUUCCUGAAGACAAGGGUAUCCAUCGCACCGGAAGCUGGCCAAGCUGCCCUCGAUUCAUUGACACAAGAUACCCUUUCACUACCCUUGUCCACCAGGGCAAGAUCGAGAGAGUUUUCAUUGACGAGAUUGAGAAGGCUGGCACAAGAAUUGAGAGACCUUGGACUAUCAUUGGGUUCAAGAACGAUGGCGCGGACAAGAACUAUCCCGUCCAGGUGUCGCUCAAGUGCAUUGAUACAAACGUCAUCGAGACCGUUCGCACCAAGUACCUCUUCAGUGGCGAGGGCGCUCGCAGUUUUGUCAGAGAGCAGCUCGGCAUCAAGAUCCAUCACAAGGAUCCCAUCUCGUAUGUGUGGGGUGUCAUGGACGGAGUUGUGAGGACAAACUUCCCUGAUAUUGAGACCAAGUGCACCAUUCACUCAGACGCCGGCUCCAUCAUGGUUAUCCCCCGUGAGGACAACAUGGUCCGUCUCUAUGUCCAGAUCGCCUCUUCCUCCGAUCCCGACUUCAACCCAAGAAAGACCGCCACUGCCGAGGAAGUCCAGGAGACGGCAAAGAAGAUUCUCAAGCCAUACACUUUGGAGUGGGACCGCGUUGAGUGGUACUCUGUUUAUCCAAUCGGUCAGGGUAUCUCCGAGAGAUAUACCCUGGACGAGCGUAUCUUUAUGGGAGGCGAUGCGUGCCACACCCACAGCCCUAAGGCUGGUCAGGGGAUGAACACAGCGUUCCACGAUGCACUCAACAUGGCCUGGAAGCUCCACGCUGUCGAAUCUGGAUUGGCCGACCGUUCCAUUUUGAGCACCUACGAGAGCGAACGCAAGGACAUUGCCGAAACGCUGUUGAACUUCGACAACAAGUAUGCCGCCCUUUUUUCCAAGCGUCGCCCAACGGCCGGUGAGGUCGGAUCCGCAAGCCACACCCAGGCCGCUGAUGGUGGUGAGGAGGACGAGUUUGUCAAGACCUUCAAGUCUUCCUGCGAAUUCACCUCCGGAUACGGCGUUGCAUACAAGCCCAAUGUUUUCAACUGGAGUGCAAGCCAUCCCGCUCAAUCGCCUCUGUUCAACAUCCCUGACGUUAAGCUGACUCCUGGCCGCGCCUUCACUCCCACCACUGUGACCCGCUUGGCGGAUGCCAACUUUGUGCACCUCGAGCAGGAAAUUCCUGCCAAUGGAGCAUUCCGCAUCUUCAUCUUCGCCGGUAAACAGGCGAACACUAAGAAGGCGAUCACGGACUUUGGUGCCAACCUUGAAAAGGAGCGAUCAUUUCUGUCUUCUUACCGCCGCAUCGAUGAGAUCUCUUUCUUUGAGCACCAUCUGCCUCACUCCAAGCUGUUCUCUAUCUGCCUGAUUUACGCUGCUCAGAAGAACGAGGUCGAUGUGGAGGCCAUCCCUCAGAUCCUCCGCGAUUACCACCACCACAUCUACGCGGACGACAUUCCCGACGUGCGCGUGCCUCUCGCCAAGUUUGCCGCCCAUGAGAAGCUUGGCUUCGACCCCGAGAAGGGAGGUGUUGUUGUCACUCGUCCCGACAGCCACGUUGCCUGCACCGUUCAAUUGGUGGAAGGCAGCGGCACUGUUGAUGCUCUCAACGCAUAUUUCAACUCCUUCUCAACAAAGCCUCUUGGUCAGGACCAGCAAAGCCGUCUGUGA